Messenger RNA from Hermetia illucens (black soldier fly), 2538 nucleotides. RefSeq names its product SH3 domain-containing protein 19. Gene Ontology annotation, molecular function: protein binding. The coding region runs from base 353 to 2029 and encodes 558 amino acids. Gene Ontology annotation, biological process: protein transport to vacuole involved in ubiquitin-dependent protein catabolic process via the multivesicular body sorting pathway. The transcript is spliced from 5 exons. The record is from RefSeq and is a predicted model, not a curated record. NCBI's taxonomy places the organism in Eukaryota, Metazoa, Arthropoda, Insecta, Diptera, Stratiomyidae. Gene Ontology annotation, cellular component: ESCRT-0 complex.
AUGAUUGGUGACUGUUCGUCGGUCGUUUCGACUGUUCGCACUAACAAUAAGGGAGAUUUCUGGUGCGGAAAUUGCGUUACAAGUUCGAGAAAUUAUUGUCUACGAUAAUCAUCCGUGCAGAUUUAAUGCUAUUUUGAUCGCGCGAUAGCUGCUAAAUUCACGAAUAAAAUUUGUGUGCUAAACCAAGUGCCAUGUCAAGUUGUUGCCGCAUUUUUGACGGCCUAAAAGUCAAGUGAAAAGUUGCAAAGAAGUGAAAUUCCCCCACAAAUUGUGCGCUAGUGCGACGACGACGACGAUUCUGGUUUUGUUUGCGAAGACGAGGAAAUACUAGGUUCGUGCUUUUGUUGUAAAUAUGACCAUACCAUCACGACCAGCGCCACCUCCACCACAACAGCAAGCAACAUCACAGCAACACAGUGCAACUAGCUCAAAUAUAAUUCCCAUUAAAUUACCACCACCACCAGCGUCGGGUUCAAUUCAGCGGACAUAUAGUUCUAAAUUACCAAGUAGAACUUCGCCUGGAUUAAAUGCACCUAGUGGAGGCUCAUCGGUAACUCGACAUUUCCCUGCUGCUCGAUAUGCGCCUGCAACAAAUUGGGAUGGAUUUCCUUUCGAUCAACCAAAUAUAAAUAAUCCUAGUGUUAAAAAAAUUCCACCUCCACGUCCGCCACCACCACGUAUUUCACCGAAUAUGACGGGAAACACAGUGUUGAAAAAACCCGGCCCUCCACAAUCCAUAAAUGUACUGUCCAAUCUUUUCGGCCGCAAAAAGGGGCACACCAAAAAUAACAAACAACAAUUGCAACAACAAUCAAGUUUCAAUCAGUUAAAAUUAAAUUCCUUGCCAAACGUUCCACAAAAUAACACCGACAAUAACCGACUUAUAUCAUCACAACUACCACAACAAACGAGAUUAGAUUCUACGGACGUUGAACUGAUAAAAUUCGACUCACCUCCAAGUUCACCAACAUUCACUCAAAAAUCGAAUAGUGAUUGCGUUAGUGUGGAUAGUUUCAGUUCGGAUUCAAACUUCAGUUCGCCGCAAAAUGGAAGUGUAUCACAGCCAGAAAGCGGAUUCGAAGACGAUUUCCUUAGUCCAACUGAUCCUUGGGCUAUCAAUAGUAUUAACAACGGCAGUAGUAGCACUACUUCUGCAUCACGAAACUAUGGAUUUCUCACCGAUAAAGCCAUGCUUCAACCCGUUCGCAAUCUCAAUGCCAUAAAUCGAAGUCAAAAUGAUAACCCUCUAUGCAACGGAAAGAGUUUGUUGCCACCGCAGGAAACAUUGACUAUGCCAACUAUAAUUAAGCCAAAGCCGUCACUAAGUUCGUCCUCGAAUACUUCGUCACCAGUGCACACAGGAAGCAACACUUUGAUGCUGAAAUCUCAAACACCGUCCAUGUUACAAUUGAAAAAUGCAAACGACACCUCGGCCUGUUUCUCUACUUAUAGUGAUGGCGAGUCAUCUCCGCCGAUGCCCAGUUGUCCGCCACCUCCGCCACCAUCCAGUGAUAUAUUCGACGUGAUUGCCGGGCGUCUGGACGCUAUUAAUUUGAGCAAUCGUGAGUCAGAGGACGACAGUCAGAGUUAUGGCAUUGCUCUGUACGAUUUCGAGGGAGUAGAAGAUGGUGAUCUUAGCUUUAAGGAGAAUGAAAAGAUUUAUGUAUUGCAACGAGUGAACGAGGAGUGGUGCUACGGCCGGAACAAACAAGGCUGUGAAGGUAUAUUCCCGUCCAAUUACAUAGAAAUUAAGGUGCCACUGAAAGACGACUCGGCUGGAAGCAAUGCGAUGUCCAAGAACAACAUAUCAACGAAACCUAUUUCGAAUUCUCAUCCAAAAGUUAGAGUUUUAUACAACUUCAAUGCUGAGGUACCAGAGGAUUUAUCGUUAAAGGAGAAUGACAUGGUCACUGUUCUUAGUCGAAUUAACGAUGAUUGGCUCUUUGGCGAACUGAGAAAUCAGCGCGGUCAAUUUCCAGCGAAUUUUCUCGAAUAUAUACCCCAAGACUUACCAAUUAAAAUGCCUUAAAAUCGAAAUGAUAUCUACAAAUCACUACCCGAGGACAAUGAAUAUUUUUUGUAGAAUCUUUACAAUUUUUCUAACGACCUAGAGAAUUCGAAAUUCCAUCGUAAUUUAGUGAAAAAUUAUCACCCUCGAUUGGGCGAUAAAUUUUUAUAAAACUAUUCUCCAAAGAACACUUUUGAUACGAAUCUAUUUUUCGUCAGGUUUUGACCUAAUCGAUUAAUAUACAUUUACUGAAAAUAGGUGAUAUUGGAUUAUAAAAGAAUAAAAUUUUAAUGUAGUAUUUAAUAAUAUAUUCCACUAUUUAUGGUUUCGUCAAUAUCAGGAAUUUACAAAGUCGAAAUUUUUGAUAUCUGAAGUGACAGUUUGUGAAGAUGUAAAUAAAUUUCAUGUAAAAAUUAAAUACGAUCACAAUGAUAUGAAUAAUGCCUAACUGGAAGAUGUGAAAAUGAAUAUGAAUGUAUCGUUCUGCGAGCAUAGCAUAACUCAAUAAACGGCAAUUAAUUUAUUUGAAA